AGUUUAGCUACUUCUAACAAAUGUUGUAAUCACUCUCUUCUGCUCCACCAGAUCCCUUCUAACAUCCAGGCAGGCAAUUGAUUUUAGCUGAUUGGUGGUGGAGAGUUUGUUAAUUGAAGAGUGAAAUGGAAAGGGGAGAGGGAUCCUUAGACAAGGUCCUAACUUCCGAGACAAAGGCACAGUCUUCAGCUGAGAGUGUCAAAACAACAACAAAAACUGUUAUUAAACCAACUGUUUCGUCGUCUUUGAAGGUCACUGGUUCUACUACUGGAACCACCCGAAAGAGGAUAGAACCCAAGAGUGUUUCUAAUGUGGCCAAAUUGACUCCGAGGAAAUCGACUAUAGAUCAUGGAAAUACUACUUCUAACGAGGCUCCAGCUAUUAGAAGGAAUAGCACUGGGACUUUACAGGAAAAGCAACAGCAAGUCCCAGUUAAGAAAAUUAUCAGCAGCGUUGGUUCAGCUGUUGGCAGGAAGACUAGUUCUUCAGUAACAACAGAGCCAUUGAGGCGGUCUCUUCCUGAAGUCCGUAGGAGCUCACUACCUUCGCUAGCUAGCAAAGCUUCAGUUCGUGCAAGCUCCUCUGAGACUAAGAAGUCAGCUCCUACUUCUCCUGUUGUUAGAACUUCUAGAACCAUGGGCAGUAAUUCUGAAGCAAGCAAGGGACGCUCUAAUGUUAAAUCGUCUUCAUUACUUUCUUCAUCAUCGAGAGUUCCUUCAACGUCCCUAGACAGCACCGGGAGCAGCACGGCAAGGAAGCCCAUCUCAAAGCUUUCUUCUACAUCCGCUCAAUCAUCUGCAGUUUCUAGUGGAUCAAAAUCUGGAUCUCUAUCGUCUUCCCGAGAAAAGAUGUCUACUUCAUCGAGCCAAAGAAAAGCAACAACUCCUGAAAUCAGGGUCUCUCGUUUGAUCAUGCUUCCUCAAGUUGAGAUCAAAGCUGGUGAUGAUGUGAGGUUGGAUCUUAGGGGUCACAGGAUUCGUACUUUGAAAGCUAGUGGGCUGAACUUGUCUCCUAAUUUGGAGUUCGUUUAUCUCAGAGACAACCUGCUAUCUUCAUUAGAAGGCAUUGACAUACUGAAGCGGGUGAAGGUUCUUGAUUUGAGCUUUAAUGAUUUUAAAGGGCCUGGAUUCGAACCACUUGAAGCCUGCAAAGCCUUGCAGCAACUCUACCUUGCUGGGAAUCAAAUCACAUCACUGACGACACUUCCUGCACUUCCAAAUUUGGAGUUCCUCUCUGUUGCACAGAAUAAGUUAAAGUCUCUUUCAAUGGCAAGUCAGCCACGGCUACAGGUAUUAGCUGCCAGCAAGAAUAAAGUAUCAACACUAAAGGGUUUUCCUUGUUUACCAUCACUUGAGCAUUUACGCUUAGAGGAGAAUCCUAUACUUGAGAUGGCACAUAUCGAAGCGGCUUCUGUUUUGCUUGUUGGUCCAACCCUGAAGAAGUUCAACGAUAGAGAUCUUUCUCCUAAAGAGAUUGCAUUCGCAAAACAUUAUCCUGCACAUACAGCAGUUUGCAUUGCAGGAGGUUGGGAGUUUUGCCGCUCAGAACAAGCUGUAGAGUCAACUUUUCAUUUUCUUGUUGAGCAAUGGAAUGAUCAUUUCCCUCCUGGUUACAUGCUCAUGGAAGCCUCAGUUGAUCAACCAUUUGAAGAAGAUGCCUGUUGCUGCCACUUUCUCUUUACCAAAGAUAAAAUCAGAAAUGAUGAAUCAGAAUUAGUUUUGAAUUAUCAGUGGUUCAUUGGAGGCACAACACUUUCAAACUUCACCAUGAUUCCAGAUGCUAUUGCAGAGGUGUACUGGCCAAAACAUGAUGAUGUGGGAAAGAUUUUGAAGGUGGAGUGUACUCCUGUACUGGGAGAUUCUAGAUAUCCCCCUAUUUUUGCUAUAUCUUCACCAGUUUUCCGAGGAACUGGAUGCCCGAAAGUUUUGAAGCUUGAUGUGCGUGGAGAACUUGUGGAAGGAAACAUAAUUACAGGCUACCCGGAGGUUGCAUGGUGUGGCGGAACCCCAGCAAAAGGCAUUUCUAGUUGGUUAAGGAGAAGAUGGAAUAGUAGUCCAGUGGUGAUUGCUGGUGCAGAAAAUGAGGAAUAUCAAUUGACUCUAGAUGACAUUGAUUCAUGUCUGGUUUAUAUGUACACUCCUGUAACAGAAGAAGGAACCAAAGGAGAACCUCAAUAUGCAAUCACAGAUUACAUAAAACCUGCUCCUCCAUCAGUUAACAACUUGCAAAUAAUCGGAGACAUUGUAGAAGGAAAUACUGUUAGCGGGGUUGGUGUGUACUUCGGGGGAAAAGAAGGACCAAGCAAAUUUGAAUGGUUGCGUGAGAAUAUAGAUACGGGAGACUUUGUCCUGGUGCUAACUGGCACGAAUGAGUAUAGUUUGUCCAAGGAAGAUGUUGGUUCGCGAUUGGCUUUCGUAUACCUUCCUGUAAAUUUCGAGGGCCAAGAAGGAAAAUCUUCGUCAAUACUGUCUCCAAUAGUCAAACGAGCUCCACCGAGAGUAACAGACCUGAAGAUAUUUGGUGAUUUGAGGGAGGGAAGUAAGGUUACAGUGACGAGUAAUGUGACUGGAGCUACUGAAGGAUCUAGCAAAGUUCAGUGGUUCAAAACAUUUUCCUCAAUUCUUGAUGGUGAGAAUGGUCUUGAAGCAGUAAGCACGUCAAAAUUGGCCAAGGCAUUUCGCAUACCUUUAGGGGCUGUCGGAUGCUACAUUGUUGCCAAGUUUACUCCUGUUAAUGCAGAUGGGGAAUCUGGUGAACCAGCAUUUGUUAUAUCAGAUAGAGCUGUCGAAACUCUUCCCCCAAAUUUAAAUUUCUUAUCCAUAACCGGUGAUUACUCGGAAGGUGGAAUGCUGACAGCAUCUUAUGGGUACAUAGGUGGUCACGAAGGAAAGAGCAUUUACAAUUGGUAUCUUCAUGAGGUUGAGACUGACCCUGGUAUGGUAAUACCUGAGGUUUCAGGUCGUCUUCAAUAUAGUGUCACCAAAGAUGCCAUUGGUAAAUUUAUCUCCUUUACAUGUACUCCAUUACGUGAUGAUGGGAUUGUGGGGGAGUCAAGAACUUGCAUGGGGCAAGAGCGUGUUCAGCCAGGAAGCCCUAGAUUGCUGUCUCUACACAUGGUUGGGACUGCAGUUGAAGGCACGACACUAUAUGUGAACAAACAGUACUGGGGUGGUGAAGAGGGAGACUCUGUUUUCCGCUGGUUCAGGACUAGCUCAGAUGGCAUGCAAGAAGAAAUUGUAGAUGCUACUACAUCAUCAUACUUGCUUUCAGCUGAGGACAUUGGCUUUUUUAUAUCAGUUUCCUGUGAACCUGUGAGAAAGGAUUGGGCCCGUGGUCCUAUUGUAUUAUCUGAACAGAUUGGACCAAUAUCUCCUGGGCCGCCAACUUGCCAGUCACUCGAGUUUCAUGGCUCAAUGGUUGAAGGAGGGCGUUUGACCUUCAUUGCAUCUUAUAGCGGAGGGGAGAAAGGAGCUUGCUUCUUUAAAUGGUUUCGAGUGAAGGCUAAUGGGUACAAGGAGAAGCUACAUUCUGGUGAGCAUUUAGAUUUGACUUUAGAGGAUGUUGGAGCAUGUGUGGAGCUUGUUUUUACACCUGUGCGAGGAGAUGGAGUUAAAGGGAGCCCAAAGAGUAUUGUAUCUGGUCCUGUUGCUCCAGCUGAUCCUACGGGUGUGGAACUUCUAAUUCCUGAUUGCUGUGAGGACAAGGUUGUGGUUCCUCUGAAGACAUACUUUGGUGGACAAGAAGGGGAUGGAAAUUAUAUUUGGUACAGAACCCGGUCCAAGCUUGAUGCAUCGGCUCUCAGGGAUAUAUCAGAUGCUUGUGAGGAUGUGACUACAUGUGGGAAAACAUUAACAUACACUCCAUCAUUGGAGGAUGUGGGUGCUUAUCUGGCUUUGUAUUGGGUCCCAACUCGUGCAGAUGGAAAAUCUGGGGAACCGUUGCUGUCCAUCUGUAACAAUCCAGUGAGUCCAGCCCUUCCUAUAGUUUCCAAAGUUAGUGUGAAGGCGUUGUCCUUAAGCACCUAUUCUGGUGAUGGAGAAUACUUCGGUGGUUAUGAAGGAUCAAGCAUCUUUAGUUGGUAUAGAGAAACAAUGGAGGGAACAACUAUUCUUAUUGAUGGUGCGAACUGCAAAACUUAUGAAGUUUCAGAUUCAGAUUACAAUUGCCGAUUGUUGUUUGGGUAUACACCAGUUCGUUCUGAUUCGGUUGUGGGAGAACUGAAAUUGUCUGAGCCAACUGAUGUGAUUCUCCCAGAGCUUCCGAGAAUUGAGAUGCUUGCUCUUACUGGUAAGGCAGUUGAGGGGGAAGUACUGACUGCUAUUGAAGUUAUCCCAAAGAGUGAUCCUCAGCAGAACGUCUGGCAAAAGUACAAGAAACAUGUCAGAUACCAGUGGUAUUUUUCUUCUGAAAUGGGAACCAAAGCCUUUGAGCCCGUACAAUCACAAAGUUCUUGCUCCUAUAAGCUGCGCUUUGACGACAUUGGUUGUUGCUUCAAAUGCGAGUGCAUUGUGACAGAUACAUUUGGAAGAUCUAGUGAGCCAGCAUAUGUUGAAACUGCUCCCAUUUCCCCAGGGAUUCCUAAAAUAGAGAAGCUGGAAAUUGAAGGCAGAGGUUUUCAUACCAACUUGUAUGCGGUACGUGGUACUUAUAGUGGAGGGAAGGAGGGUAAGAGUAAAAUCCAAUGGCUUAGAUCAAUGGUUGGCAGUCCAGAUUUAAUUUCUAUUCCAGGUGAGACAGGAAGGAUGUAUGAAGCGAAUGUUGAUGAUGUGGGCUAUCGGCUGGUUGCAAUAUAUACUCCUGUAAGAGAAGAUGGGGUUGAGGGGUAUCCAGUUUCUGCUUCAACUGAACCUAUAACUGUUGAACCUGACGUGCUUAAAGAAGUCAAACAGAAGCUUGAUCUUGGCUCUGUGAAGUUUGAGGCAUUAUGUGACAAGGACAGAUCUUCAAAGAAGGUUCCUGGAUUGGGUACUCUUGAGAGAAGAAUAUUGGAAGUUAAUAGGAAAAGAGUGAAGGUUGUGAAGCCUGGUUCCAAGACUUCCUUCCCAACAACUGAAAUUCGUGGAAGCUAUACCCCUCCUUUCCAUGUGGAGAUAUUUGGUAACGACCAACAUCGGCUGAGGAUUGUCGUGGAUAGUGAGAAUGAAGUAAGCUUGAUGGUUCAAACCCGACACCUGAGAGACGUGAUCGUACUAGUGAUCCGAGGCUUUGCUCAACGAUUCAAUAGUACAUCCCUCAACUCCCUCCUCAAGAUUGAGCCAUAAUCGAUCAAGUGAUCCGAUCUUUGUAUAUUUGCGGUGGUUUCUGUGAGUUUUAUACUUUUUUUUUUUUUACGGUGUUAAAUAUGUAUCCAAUUGAAAAUGAAAAAGAAAACAGUAUAUAUGUCGAGUUAUGAUGUUGCAUGUAGGGAUGUAUAUGUAAUGCAUUAUAUUUGCUUGUAUGCGAUGGAUAUGGAUUUUGUGAUCA
Molecule: messenger RNA, 5463 nt
Organism: Cynara cardunculus var. scolymus (artichoke)
Lineage: Eukaryota; Viridiplantae; Streptophyta; Magnoliopsida; Asterales; Asteraceae
Product: 187-kDa microtubule-associated protein AIR9
Exons: 38
Coding region: 126-5261 (1711 amino acids)
Cellular component (GO): plasma membrane; plasmodesma
Molecular function (GO): protein binding
Source: RefSeq, a predicted model, not a curated record